Messenger RNA from Phytophthora sojae, 2079 nucleotides. RefSeq lists its product as hypothetical. Gene Ontology annotation, biological process: (1->6)-beta-D-glucan biosynthetic process. Bases 1 to 2079 code for a protein of 692 amino acids. Gene Ontology annotation, molecular function: glucosidase activity. Gene Ontology annotation, cellular component: plasma membrane; endoplasmic reticulum membrane. NCBI's taxonomy places the organism in Eukaryota, Oomycota, Peronosporomycetes, Peronosporales, Peronosporaceae. The record is from RefSeq and is a predicted model, not a curated record. The transcript is spliced from 3 exons.
AUGCGGCUUUGGACUGCUGCGGCGCUAGCGCUUUCAUUCACGACCGUGUUGGGCUCCAACUCGUCGUACUCUACCAAGUCGGGGAUUCUACCGUGGGUGGACCCGUCCACCCCUGGCAGCGCGCAGACGUACACAACCUCCCGGGGGGAGACCUGGACGCUGACUAUGAGUGACGAGUUCAACACGGAAGGCCGAAGCUUCGAGGCGGGAGACGACCACCUCUGGACGGCUCUGGAAAAGGCCGACGGCGUCAACUCGACGCUAGAGGUGUACUCGGUCAACAUGACUGGCACGGAAUGCGACGACGACGGUAACUGCUACUUCUUCAUCAACACGACGGACGACGAUCGCCGAGACGGCUACCAGACCGUGUACUUUUACUACCGCUCAGGCAUGGUGCAGUCGUGGAACAAGUUCUGCUUCCAGGGAGGAAUAAUCGAGGUGCGUGCACAGCUUCCAGGAGCUGUGACCAAUGAGUCUGGAAACCCGGACGUCGAGACAGGCUCCACUACAGUGCGCGCCGCCAACAUCGACUACUACCCGACUUGCCCUGGCAUCUGGCUGCUCGGGAAUCUUGGAAGGGCCAUCUUCUCGGCGUCCACGAGCAGGAUGUGGCCUUAUUCCUACAACGAGUGCAAUGAGACCAUCUUUUCGUCGCAGAACCAGAGGGUCAGCGCUUGCAAUGACACUCCUGGGUCAGGUCUUAACGCCAACCAAGGCCGUGGUGCUCCGGAAAUCGAUAUUCUGGAAGGAGGUGGCACCGCCAUCUCGACGUCGCUGCAGAUUGGACCAGGAAUGCCCGAAGAUUUCCGACGCGCCAACCAAGCAGACGUCCCCACGGCGUACUACUACAACUUGCGCGACCACAAGUCGUGGUACCAGGGACUACGCUACGGCGCCAACAACUUAUGCGACGUCAAAGACGACGAUAUCCAGUCCUUCGCUACGGUAAAUGCCUCGAUUCAAAAAGGCAUCACGGUUAACGCCUGCACAAUGGAUACUUGUCCUGGAUCGUACUACCCAAAUGCGGACCUCGGCUAUAUGAAUACCGGUGUGCACUGGGGUAUCAACGCCAACGGCACGUGCUUUCCGAAGAUGAACCAGUACGAUGGUGCCUAUUUGUGCACCGCCGGCAACACAGCUUCGGAGUGUACGGCAUCGAGUGGCUCCACUAGCGCUGACUCGGAGUUUGCUUACCAAAUGGACGCCAUCUCAGCGAACUGGGAAGUGCACAUGGCUGCCUACCUGGACUGGGUCACGUACUCCGUGGAAUGGGUCAUGGGAGAUGAAGGCUACAUCCGCUGGGAAGUCGAGGGCCAACCCAUGUUCGAGGUCACCGCCGAUGUGUUGACGAACCCGCCGCAGGACACCGCGCAGAUGAACCCCAAGAAGAUCAUGAUCGAGGAGACCAUGUACAUCAUCUUCAACGUGGCCUUGUCGAGUUCGUGGGGCUCUUCUCCUCCCAAUGCCGGCGAGGGAAGCUGUCGCGGCGACGGCUCCAGCUCAACGAACAACGCCAUUUGCGACUCGUUCCCUAUGUACCUGAAGAUCGACUACGUUCGACUGUACCAGGACACGUCGGGUGACACGGCUAUGGCGAUCGGCUGCGAUCCCGACACACACCCGACCAAGCAAUGGAUCGAGGACAACAUCGAUGACUACGUUGACGACAACCCGGACACGGCUGUCUCGGGUAUGGCGUUCUGCGACUCCAACGCCGACUGUACGAUCUCGACAACUGGCACUGUGACUGGUACUUGUUCAAAUGGCUGGUGCAAGUGCAAGUCAAGCUCGUGGACAGGCCCACGAUGCACUGAAGCGGCUUCCGAGUCUUCAGGUUCUUCUGAUUCCGACGAUUCCAAUGUGUACGGCCCCCCAAUGUACGGAUCGGUGAUCGCUGCAAGCGUGACAGUGCUCUGUACUGCCUGUACGCUUGUCUACUCGGUUGUGAUGGCCAAACGCGACGCUGCCCAGUUGCAGAAGCACCAGGCCUUCAAGAUGCGAAGUACGGCCAAGGAUGCGUUCGGACCUAUAAGUGAGCUAGUCGUCAAGGACGACUACAGUACCAAUUUUGUCUGA